GUAGCCCAGGUCGAUCAGUUCCUACGAGAGGCCCUCGAGAAGCCAAGGGAGAGGCUUUCUGUGCUAAGAAUGGAGCAAGAAAUUUUGAAGUUCAUUCAUGACCCUAGUCGUACAGAGUAUGAAUUCAAUGGCCUUCCAACUUCGUAUCUGCGUCUUGCUGCACAUCGCCUGGCGCAACAUUACUUCUUGCAGUCCAUUGACAUACCAGACAACAGUUUGCCUGAUGGAACUGGUUCACGUAUCAUCCUUCGUAAGACAACAUUCGACUGCCGACUGCCUGCUGUCCGCCUUGCAGAUAUUCCAGUUAAUCUACCACAAGAAGACAUCUCUAUGGCAAGAGUAGCUAUUAAGCAGAGACCUCAAAAGAAUUUCCAUGGCAUGAACAGCUCAAGUGCUCACUCUUCUAGAGACAACCUCCAAAAAAGCGUCAAAGAAAGAAAAGAGGAAUACAACAAGGCACGAGCGCGGAUAUUUAACAACAGCAAUAGCAGUACUGCUACUGAUGAGAGAUGCACCACCUAUCUUCCUCCUCCCCCUUAG
Molecule: messenger RNA, 540 nt
Organism: Zea mays
Lineage: Eukaryota; Viridiplantae; Streptophyta; Magnoliopsida; Poales; Poaceae
Product: R3H domain-containing protein 1-like
Exons: 2
Coding region: 70-540 (156 amino acids)
Molecular function (GO): nucleic acid binding
Source: RefSeq, a predicted model, not a curated record